CUCUCUCUCUAUCUCUCUGUCUGUCUCUAUCUCUCACCGAGUUCUUUAUCAGAUCACGUUUCUUUUCUGCAAUCAAAUCCUUAGCCAAGAAGAAAAAAAUACCCAAAAAGAAUAAGAACCGGCAAAAACCCUAGGACCCAGAUUGAGCUCUGGUGGUUAAUGCGUGUGUUUGAGAGAGAGUGAGAAGCCCUCAUUAACAGUGGAAUGGAUCAAUGGAUGACAGACGAUCAGUUGAAGGCGGAUUUAGCCCCUUCUUCGUCCUCUCAGCCUCCCAAUCGCUCCCACAACUUGCAUCCCGAUUCCAGAAGAAGUGUUGAUGUUGAGAUAAAGGAUCCAGUUGCGGCAAGAAAGGUUCAGAAGGCUGACCGUGAAAAGCUGAGGAGGGAUCGACUGAAUGAGCAAUUUCUCGAGCUGGGAAGCACAUUAGAUCCAGAUAGGCCCAAGAAUGACAAGGCAACCAUCCUUACAGACACAGUCCAAGUGCUGAAGGAUUUAACUGCCGAAGUCAACAGACUAAAAACUGAGUGUGCAGUGCUUACUGAAGAAGCGCGUGAGCUAACACAGGAGAAGAAUGAGCUUAGAGAAGAGAAGGCUUCAAUAAAAACUGACAUUGAUAAUAUGAACGUUCAGUAUCAGCAAAGAGUCAGGGUUAUGUUCCCAUGGUCUGCCAUUGAUCCUUCUGUUGUAAUGGGUCCGCCUUAUUCAUACCCAGUUCCUGUACCUGUCCCUCCAGGCGCAAUCCCUAUGCACCCAUCUCUGCAGCCAUAUUCCUUCUUUGGAAAUCAGAAUCCUGGUGCCAUUCAUAAUCCCUGUUCAACUUUCAUCCCUUAUCCGACUCCUCCCAACCCUCCAGUGGAGCAGCCAUCGGCCCAACAAGCAUCCACGUCCCAGAUUUCAAGAAAACAAGAAUCCAAAAGUAAGUCAUCGUCAACUCAUCAAAGGGCCAACAAUGUUGAAAGAUGUGAUGAUUCUAAUGAUGUGGCAACAGACCUCGAAUUGAAGAUGCCUGGGUCAUCAGCACAACAGGAUUCCUCAUCUGGAGGAACAAAGGGCAAGCAAUCACAGAGGAAGGAAAGGAGCGUAACCGAAAAUAGCUCUUCAAGCAGGUAUUCUUCAUCUCAAGGUCUUCAAGAUAGCUCCUCCAACAGCGUGGGCGAUGUGCCAAAGUCCAAAAACUGAGAAUUUUCUGGUUGUCUGAUCCACUGACUGUCUUAAACUACUAAACCCUCAACGAUGUCUCUGCUUUGACACCCGGAUGGUAUUUUCACAUUCGAGUUUCAGAUUCUGAUAUCUCCUCCAACUGAAUCUCCACUUUGAAAGCAAUGGGUUUCUUUUGUUGGUUAGGAAUUAUUGUGAUUGGGGUGUGGUUCUCUUGGCACUGGGAGGGCUCGGAGUCGCUUCUUUGACCCUGUCAUUUAACCGAUUUUUCCAAAACAAAGUUCUGCGGAUCUGUUGCAAGGGUGACUCUGAAACGCUGUCUAGUUCCUGCGUGGACGAAUGUACUUGUAAUUUAUAUGUAGGAUGCCCCUAACUCCUUGAAAUUUUGAAUCCGUUCGCAGGAUUUCCUUGUAAAUGGCUCUUUGCCACUUUUGGUAAUAUAUAUUUUUCCGCGGUUCUGGCCUA
Molecule: messenger RNA, 1623 nt
Organism: Juglans microcarpa x Juglans regia
Lineage: Eukaryota; Viridiplantae; Streptophyta; Magnoliopsida; Fagales; Juglandaceae
Product: transcription factor bHLH121-like
Exons: 5
Coding region: 205-1179 (324 amino acids)
Biological process (GO): intracellular iron ion homeostasis
Molecular function (GO): protein dimerization activity; DNA-binding transcription factor activity
Source: RefSeq, a predicted model, not a curated record